GAAAGGGGGUGAGGCGGAGGGUUUCCGGGGAGAAGAGCCGAAGCUCGGACGUGGGUGGAGAACUCUGUCCUCGCGGAUUCCGGAAGAGUUGGCGUUUACUUUUUUCUCCCUUUUCCCUUUUCUUGUUUGUGUAUGAAGGAGGGCAGGUUUUGUGUUUCUUUUUUAAUAGCAGAGACACAAACUGUCCUGUCCCAAGUCGCUCUUCAGAGAGUGAGGCGAUAGAGCCGCCGUGGCUUCCGAGCCUCUUCGAAACGUCACACAGUAACUGCACGGUUUCAGCCAGCCUCCGCCGCAGCUAGCUCCAUCGCGGGGGAAACGGGAGAGGCCCGGCGGCGGGCUCUGCAUUUCGUCGGGCGACAGCGCGACUCUGGCACCCUGGUCUGAGAUCCACACUGGAUCACGAGAAAGAGUCCUGAAGCAAAGACAUUUUAGAGAGAAAAUACUCAAGGGCCAUGCAAGCCAGCUGUAACCAACUGCAUGAUCCUCCUGGCACUGCACACGAUGAAGAUGCUGCAGCCUCCCCAUGUGUUCAUUCAAGAGCUACAGAAGGUUCCCUUCACCCUGGAGAUGUACAUAUCCAGAUAAACUCCGGAUCAAAAGAAUAUUCUGAAAAUCCAAGCUCUAGAAAUACAAGGUCAGGCGUCUGUACCUGUGCCCAUGGAUGUGUGCAUAGUCGUUUCCGGAGUUACUCCCACAGUGAAGCAAGGCCACCUGAUGACUUUGCCACAGAGUCUGGGGAACAUGGAAGUGGCUCCUUCUCAGAAUUCCGCUAUCUCUUCAAGUGGUUGCAAAAGAGUCUUCCUUAUAUUUUGAUUUUGGGUAUUAAACUUGUUAUGCAGCAUAUAACAGGAAUUUCUCUUGGAAUUGGGCUGCUAACAACUUUUAUGUAUGCAAACAAAAGCAUUGUAAAUCAGGUUUUUCUAAGAGAACGGUCGUCAAAGCUUCACUGUGCUUGGUUACUGGUGUUCCUGGCAGGUUCUUCCAUCCUCUUAUAUUACACCUUUCAUUCUCAGUCACUUCAUUACAGCUUAGUUUUCUUAAACCCUACACUUGAACAGUUGAGCUUCUGGGAAGUUCUUUGGAUUGUUGGAAUUACAGACUUCAUUCUGAAAUUCUUUUUCAUGGGUUUAAAAUGCCUGAUUUUACUGGUGCCUUCUUUCUUCAUGCCUUUUAAAUCAAAGGGAUAUUGGUACAUGCUUUUAGAAGAAUUGUGUCAGUAUUACCGAAUUUUUGUUCCCAUACCAGUUUGGUUUCGGUACCUUAUAAGCUACGGGGAGUUUGGUAAUGUAACUACAUGGAGUCUUGGGAUAUUGCUGGCUUUACUCUACCUCAUACUAAAACUUUUGGACUUUUUUGGACAUUUGAGAACUUUCAGACAGGUCUUACGAGUAUUUUUUACACGACCAAGUUAUGGAGUGCCUGCCAGCAAGAGACAGUGUUCAGAUAUGGAUGGUAUUUGUUCAAUAUGUCAAGCUGAAUUUCAGAAGCCAGUUCUUCUCUUUUGUCAACAUAUAUUCUGUGAAGAAUGUAUUACCUUAUGGUUUAACAGAGAGAAAACAUGUCCACUGUGCAGAACUGUGAUUUCAGAACAUAUAAACAAAUGGAAAGAUGGAGCCACAUCAUCUCAUCUUCAGAUGUACUAAGUCGUACAAACUAUUAAGGCCUCGAGACAUGAAUUUUAUCUGGUUUGCUAACUAUUGAUAAAGGCAUCAUAAUUAGUCUCCAGCAGUAGAAAAAUGGUUUUUCAGGAGUAGAAAAAUGGUUUUAGGGUAUCACGAGACAUAUGUUUAUAGUUCAGUUUCUCAAAAGUUUAAGUGCAAGAGCCCUACAUUUUUAAACUAUAUAUUCACCUUAAUAAAUAUGCAAUACUUAAUCCACUUAUUUGACAGAUAAUUGCAGUGUUAAAUUGGAAAUGUGGUUUAUCAUCAAUAAUACCAAAACAGCAAUUAGAAACUAGAACUAGACAUUUUAAAGGGGUUCAGGUAGUGUUUCCUGACAUGGUUUUCAGAAUAAAGAUUUUGCAUAGUAUUUUAAGAUAUAUAUAUAUAUAUAUAUAUAAUCUAAAACAAUUUUUCAGACUUUUAUAAUUCCCAUUCUAAAAAUGCUUAAAUUUUUCAUAAAAUUGUAUUUUUAAAUGAAAGUUCUAAAUGCUAUAUUUUACCUAUAACAAUUACAUUUUUUAAGUGAAGAUUUACUGAGGAUGAUAUAUUUUAAUACUGUACUGUGCUCUAUGACUAGUGAUCAGUGAGAAUAAAUGAUUUAGAUUCA
This is a messenger RNA of Apodemus sylvaticus (European woodmouse), 2268 nucleotides long. It is a transcript of the gene Rnft1, whose product is annotated as ring finger protein, transmembrane 1. NCBI's taxonomy places the organism in Eukaryota, Metazoa, Chordata, Mammalia, Rodentia, Muridae. Gene Ontology annotation, molecular function: ubiquitin protein ligase activity. Bases 453 to 1643 code for a protein of 396 amino acids. Gene Ontology annotation, biological process: positive regulation of ERAD pathway. Gene Ontology annotation, cellular component: endoplasmic reticulum. The record is from RefSeq and is a predicted model, not a curated record. The transcript has 9 exons.